Megalops cyprinoides (Indo-Pacific tarpon) is the source of this 1259-nucleotide messenger RNA. Its product is annotated as arylamine N-acetyltransferase, pineal gland isozyme NAT-10-like. Gene Ontology annotation, molecular function: acetyltransferase activity. The record is from RefSeq and is a predicted model, not a curated record. NCBI's taxonomy places the organism in Eukaryota, Metazoa, Chordata, Actinopteri, Elopiformes, Megalopidae. The coding region runs from base 351 to 1223 and encodes 290 amino acids. The transcript has 3 exons.
CUAGGCCUGCGUGAGAGAAGAUAAAUAGCUGUACCACUGCAAAGUAGUACCGUAAUCUGAAUUUAUAUAUUAUUAGAUAGGUUGUUUGACUGGUGAGUCAAGUGAACGAAGUUAAGAAUCGUGAACCAGUGUAUGCAGUACACUGAGGAGAUUUUGCCAAAAAGUUUAGUUCUUUCGCGAACUGCACAGCAAGAGUAAAUACCCAGCUAAAUUAGCCACUUAAUUAUUUUGUGUUGGUUUGACCGGACUCGCUUUGUCCAGGUUAGUUUUUCUUCAACCAUGAGAGACUAUUAAGUACCUGUGCACGAGCAUUGCUCCAGAAGAUGACCAUAUGACAUUAACAGGUCAAGAUGAAUCUGGAGAGCUACUUUAAGAGGAUUGGUUUCAAUGGGCCAUUUGACAAACCAGACCUUGAAACCCUGAAGAAUGUUCACAAGAAACACAUCCUGUCAAUCCCAUUUGAAAACCUCAGCAUUCACUGUGGAGAGAGGAUCACCAUGGACCUUGAGUUCAUUUACACCAAGAUUGUAAGGAGCAAUCGAGGAGGCUGGUGCUGUGAAAACAAUCUGCUUUUCUCCUGGGUGCUCAAGGAGAUGGGAUAUAAUUACACAACACUGGGAUCAAGAGUGUACAACAGCGCCAAAAAGGAAUUUGGCCCAUUGGAAUCCCACCUCAUCAACAAGGUGAUCAUAGAUGGAAAGGAAUACAUAGCAGAUGUGAGCUUUGGGGUGUCUGGUCAAAUACGGGAUCCCCUCGAACUCAUCUCUGGGAAAGAUCAACCCCAGCUCCCUGGUGUCUUCCGCUUGGUAGAGGAAAGUGGAAUAUGGAUUCUAGAGAAAACCGGAAGAAAGCCACUUAUUCCAAAUGAGAGCUUUGCCAAUUCAAAUCUUCUAGACAAGAGCUUGACUAAACAAAUCUACUGCUUCACCCUAGCACCACGUAGGGUUGAUCAUUUCCUAGAAACCACCCAAAUCCUGCAGACGUCUCCAGAAUCUUUAUUCACUAACAAAUCCAUCUGCUCCCUGCAGACACCAACUGGAUUUCGAGCACUUGUUGGCUGGACAUACAGUGAGGUCACGUACAAUCACCAGGAAGGAAUUGAUCUGUUUGAGAUGAAUGAUAUACCCAAUGAUGAAAUAGACAGGCUAUUGAAGGAAAAGUUUGGUGUUGUGUUAAAGAAUAAACUUACUCCCAUAAACAUCAAAGCCUGUUACACCAUUUGACUGUACACAAGUCAUGUCAGACUGGGGCAACACCUA